This is a messenger RNA of Dipodomys ordii (Ord's kangaroo rat), 652 nucleotides long. It is a transcript of the gene Crybb3, whose product is annotated as crystallin, beta B3. Gene Ontology annotation, molecular function: structural constituent of eye lens. The record is from RefSeq and is a predicted model, not a curated record. NCBI's taxonomy places the organism in Eukaryota, Metazoa, Chordata, Mammalia, Rodentia, Heteromyidae. Bases 7 to 645 code for a protein of 212 amino acids. Gene Ontology annotation, biological process: visual perception; lens development in camera-type eye. The transcript is spliced from 5 exons.
GGGGAGAUGGCGGAGCAGCAGCACGGUGCCCAGGAGCAAGCAGCGGCCGGCAAGAGCCACGGAGGCCUGGGGGGCAGCUACAAGGUGACCCUGUACGAGCUGGAGAACUUCCAGGGCAGGCGGUGUGAGCUGUCGGCCGAGUGUGCCAACCUCACGGACGGCCUGCUGGACAAGGUGGCCUCCAUCCAAGUGGAGUCGGGCCCGUGGCUGGCGUUCGAGCGCAGGGCCUUCCGCGGGGAGCAGUUUGUCCUGGAGAAGGGAGAUUACCCGCGCUGGGACGCCUGGUCCAACAGCCACCGCAGCGACAGCCUGCUGUCCCUCCGGCCGCUGAGCAUCGACAGCCCGGAUCACAAGCUGCACCUGUUCGAGAACCCAGCGUUCAGUGGCCGCAAGAUGGAGAUAGUGGAUGAUGACGUGCCCAGCCUGUGGGCUCACGGCUUCCAGGACCGCGUGGCCAGUAUCCGCGUCAUCAAUGGGACGUGGGUCGGCUACGAGUUCCCCGGCUACCGCGGGCGGCAGUACGUGCUGGAGCGGGGCGAGCUGCGCCACUGGAACGAGUGGGAGGCCGGCCAGCCGCAGCUGCAGUCCGUGCGCCGCAUCCGGGACCAGAAGUGGCACAAGCGGGGCUGCUUCCUCAGCAGCUGAGCCCGGG